This is a messenger RNA of Hippocampus zosterae (dwarf seahorse), 2239 nucleotides long. It is a transcript of the gene trmt1, whose product is annotated as tRNA methyltransferase 1. Gene Ontology annotation, biological process: tRNA N2-guanine methylation. NCBI's taxonomy places the organism in Eukaryota, Metazoa, Chordata, Actinopteri, Syngnathiformes, Syngnathidae. Gene Ontology annotation, cellular component: nucleus. Gene Ontology annotation, molecular function: metal ion binding; RNA binding. Bases 197 to 2122 code for a protein of 641 amino acids. The transcript has 16 exons. The record is from RefSeq and is a predicted model, not a curated record.
CCCACGCGAGCUUCCGUAGGCCGGCCCACUAACAUGGCGGUGUCCGUGUGCUAACGUGAGAGUGACGGCUUCUUCUAAUGAGAGGAGGCAAAACCGCCCCCCACCAAAAAAAACCCCACUAUCAAUCCAGACGGAGUUCCAAGUAACACGAACCUGUCACCUUGAGGAGACACACGUAUUCCGGUGUUGUAACUUUAUGCUAGUGCGGCCCGCUCGGCUGUUCCUGCGCAACUUCACCCACCUUUGCCUGCACCCGCCCACCGCAGCAGCGCGUCGGUGGUGCGCGGGUUGUGCUAUGGAACCCCCGAAAACAGCUAAUCCCGACCUUGAGGUUAGCGUCGCCAAGCCAGCGAUGGUCAAGAGCCAGGAGGAGUCACCUCUUAUCGGGCUUCUACCGGGAGAGACGGUGGUGAAGGAGGGAAAAGCCUCCAUCUUGUUUCCCAGUGCCAACGAAGUGUUUUACAACCCGGUCCAGGAGUUUAAUAGAGAUUUAACUUGUGCGGUGAUCACGGAGUUCUCCAGAGAAGUGCUGGCUCAGCGUGGCGUUAAGAUCCUGGUGCCCGGCGAGAAGGAGCGAGUUGUGGCGUCGCUGUCGGAUGAAGCCAGCGAGGCUGACCCGCAGGAGGGGAAGACCGACGUCGAGGGGGACACCGUUGUCACGGCGACGGCAGGGCAGAAAUGCCAGCACGGGCUGCGCAUCCUGGAAGGCUUAGCGGCGUCGGGUCUGCGCUCGGUGCGUUUCGCGUUGGAAGUGCCGGGCCUUCAGAGCGUCACCGCCAACGACUUCUCCUACAAAGCUGCCGCCCUCAUCGCCAGGAACGCCGAGUACAACAAGGUGGGAGAGAUCCUUCAGGCCACCUGCAAGGACGCCAGCAUGCUUAUGUACGAGAAGCGAGGGAAGAACGAUCGCUACGACGUCAUCGAUCUCGAUCCAUACGGCAGCCCGGCUUCAUUCCUGGACGCCGCCGUGCAGUCUAUCAGCGACGGAGGCCUGUUGUGCAUCACGUGCACCGACAUGGCCGUGUUAGCGGGGAACAGCGGCGAGACGUGCUACAGCAAAUACGGCUCCGUUUCCAUCAAAGCCAAGUACUGCCACGAGCUGGCUCUGCGCAUCAUCCUGCACAGUUUGGACCAGCGGGCCAACGCCUACCAGCGAUACAUUCAGCCGCUGCUGUCCGUCAGCGUGGACUUCUACAUUCGGGUGUUUGUGCGCGUCUUCACGGGUCAAGCCGUCGUCAAAAACUCAGCCAGCAAACAGGCUCUGAUCUACAAUUGUGUCGGCUGCGGGUCGUUCCACUUGCAGAAGAUGGGCAGGAGGACCGACAACGGCAAACAUAUGAAGUACUCGGCAGCCACUGGACCACCGGUGGGACCAACGUGCGAGCACUGUGGUCAGAGGCAUCAGCUGGGCGGUCCGAUCUGGGCAGAAGCCAUCCACGACCGGCCCUUCGUCCAGAAGGUUCUGAGCGCCGUUUCUACCAACCCGUCUCGCUUUGAGACGUCCAAGCGCAUCGAGGGGAUACUGAGUAUGGUGACUGAGGAGCUGGAGGACGCGCCCCUUUACUACACGGUGGAUAGUCUGAGCAGUACCAUACACUGCAAUACGCCACCUUUGCUGCAGUUCAGAUCUGCGCUGCUGCACGCCGGUCACAGAGUUUCCCUCACACACGCCUGCAAAAAUGCCAUCAAGACGGACGCACCGCCCGCCGCCAUCUGGGACAUCAUGCGCUGCUGGGAGAAGAGCAACCCGGUGAAACGGGAGAAGCUCUCGGAAAUGACGCCCGCCUUUAAGAUCCUGUCCACCGAGCCCAGCUUUGAAGCGUGUUUCACCGUCCGGGCCGACGCCAACCCCCAGUCCCGUCAGCGCCACCUGACCCGCUUCCAGGAGAACCCGCAGGCCUUCUGGGGACCUAAAGCCAGAGCAAAAGCAGGUGGCGGCAUCUCCAACAACCUGCAGCAGAGGCGCAUGAAGAACCAGAAUAAGCGCAAGGGCCAGAUUACAGACUCGUCUCAGCUCAAGAGCUCCCCCUGCAAAAAGUUCAAACGGGGCACGUGCACGUAUGGCGACGAAUGCUCAUAUUCGCAUGACCCCGAUUGCAUCACCCAAGAGAAAAUGGAGUGAAUGGCGGUAAAGUCAGUUGAGUUUCACAAUCAAAAAAAGUUUUUUUUUUUUAAUUACCUUUUUUUUGGGGCUCUGACUGUUGUAACGGUCCAAUAAAGCCUGACUUAUAACUUGAAA